Molecule: messenger RNA, 498 nt
Organism: Oppiella nova
Lineage: Eukaryota; Metazoa; Arthropoda; Arachnida; Sarcoptiformes; Oppiidae
Source: the annotation of a GenBank genome assembly
CAUGAGUUAAGGGCCGUCACCGCCGAUCAGCUCAUGUAUAUCAAGGAGGACCUGAUAAUCCCUCAGCACUACACGUUCUACGACUUCAUUGUGACCAAAGCUCGGGGCAAAUCGGGUCCACUGUUUGCUUUCGACGUUCACGACGACGUGCGCCUCGUGUCGGACGCCACAGUGGAAAGGGAUGAGUCGCACGCGGGGAAAGUGCUGUUGAGGGCGUGGUAUGAGCGCAAUAAGCAUAUAUUCCCCGCCAGUCGGUGGGAACCGUACGAUCCGACCAAGAAUUAUGACAAAUACACGAUCGGCGAUAGGAGUAUGCGCGCCCGCACUGUCCACCUCCCGCUGCUCGUGCGGACCCUCUACUGCCUGUCCCGACAAUCGUAUGUUCAGGGCGUUGGCGAACUAACUCAAGUGGUUACAGAGAGCCGUGCGCAAACAUACCCGGCCACUGCGUUGACGUUCAUUCUCAUCGUCAAGGGGUGCAUCGGUGCGUACGGGUAG